Lucilia cuprina (Australian sheep blowfly) is the source of this 2084-nucleotide messenger RNA. RefSeq names its product ATP-binding cassette subfamily G member 4. The record is from RefSeq and is a predicted model, not a curated record. Gene Ontology annotation, molecular function: ATP binding; ATP hydrolysis activity. NCBI's taxonomy places the organism in Eukaryota, Metazoa, Arthropoda, Insecta, Diptera, Calliphoridae. Bases 967 to 1893 code for a protein of 308 amino acids. Gene Ontology annotation, cellular component: plasma membrane. The transcript has 6 exons.
ACUAAUAAAUGUUUACUCAUUCAUAUGCGGAACAGAAUAAUAACACUUUGUUUUCUGGGACUUUAAGAAUAAUACGCAGCAACAGCAGACAACUAGCAGUAAUUGUACAUAUGAAACCACAACAGAAUGUUGCCGAUCCGCUCGUUACGCUCCACUCGAGGCGCUCAAGUUUUCGUAGUACAUACUACGUUUAUUUAUUUUUUCCUCAUUAUUCGUAAACAUAUGUAUUAUGUACACAGAGGGGCAAGCAACAUCACCCAUCAGUGGAUGAAAUUCUUGUUUUUCGUUUUCAGUUAUAAUUUGAAUGUCGUAGUUGCAACAAGUUGAAGAUCGAAACGUAUAAACAGUUGCCGCGUGUUGUAUUUAGUUAUUUAAAAAUACAAAAGAAAGAAAAGAAAAACAAAAUCUCGUGUAACAAAAGGAAAAUAAAGAAAACUUAAAAAAUUUAGAUUUAAUUUAAUUAACUAGAAAUAGUAAUUGAUAAUAAAAUUGACAGCAAUAUGUAUUGAUUUUUACCACAACGAAUAUUGAAACAAAAGCACACAUGAACUUGAACAAGAAAUUACUUUUUUCCCCACUUUUGACACUUAACAACUAAUAAAAAAACUAUUAUUUAUCCAUAUAUUAAUAAAUAGUAUGUUUAAUAAAACGUCAAACAUGACGUUAAUAUAAUAUAUCCCUUCGAAAGCAUUUAAAUCAACUAUAAUGACUUGAAAAGCCGAAGCAUAACAAAUUUAAAAUGAACAAUUAGAAUAGAACGUUUUCGAUAGAUAGAUAAAUAAAUAACAAUAGCUUGUUAUAAUUAAAAUAAUAACAAUUUAUAAAUUAAACAAAAAGAAAACAACAUAAAGUAAUAGACAAAACAAAGCAGUAACAGUCACGCUUUUUACUUGGUCUACAUUCACCAGCAACAAACUACUUUCUGGCUGUUGUUCAACAUUGAUCUGAUUGCAGUCGUUAAUAACCAUGGAUUCCACGGACACUGGUUGCAGUUAUUCUUUCGAUAGUUAUAAAUCUCGCAGCGGUACUUCGUUGAAUUAUAGCAGUGAUAUAAAUGCCAUUAGCGUUGAUUUGCCAGAACAAUCAGAUGAUUUGAUUUCUUCAUAUAAUGGCUUUAAGUAUUUACCACAUUGGCCACCAGUUAAUAUAGAAUUUCACAAUUUAACUUAUAAAGUACACGAUGUAAGCAAAGGUAUGAAAACAAUUUUAAAAAAUAUUCAUGGAGAAUUUAAAUCACACGAACUUACUGCCAUUAUGGGGCCUUCGGGUGCCGGGAAAACUACAUUACUUAAUCUUCUAGCAGGCUUUGGAGGCUACAACUAUAGCGGUGAAAUAAAUGUCAAUCAUACGCCACGUAAUUUAAGAUUAUUUCGUAAAAUGUCACGCUAUAUCAUGCAAAAUGAUGUUAUAGAUCCUCAUUUUACUGUCAUGGAAGCUAUGAUAUUUGCCGCUAACUUAAAGCUAGGAAAUGAUUUGACCAAACAACAAAAACUAGAAGUAAUCGAAGAGAUACUUAAUAUGUUAAGAUUACAAAAUGCUGCCCAUACCAAGGCCAUACGUUUGUCGGGCGGUGAACGUAAACGUUUGUGUAUAGCUUUGGAAUUGGUUAAUAAUCCACCGGUGGUAUUUUUAGAUGAACCAACUACAGGCCUAGAUGAUCUCUCUAGUACUCAGUGUAUACAAUUACUAAGACGUCUAGCACAUGCAGGACGUACAAUUAUCUGUUCGAUACAUACCCCACCAGCUAAACUAUUCGAAAUGUUUGAUAAAGUUUAUAUAUUAACCGAAGGUGAAUGUGUCUAUCAGGGCAGUGUUGGUAAUAUAGUACCUUAUUUGAAAGAAAUUGGUCCCACCUGUCCGCUUACAUAUAAUCCAGCAGAUUUUAGUAAGUAGUUGUUAAUUAUUUAAUUGCUAUAUGAAAUUAUUUCAAUUAAGACAAAACGUUUAUUUAGUGUCAACAACAUUUGCAAUAUCAUUUAUUUUCUUUCCUAUAUAUACAUAUGUACGUUGCUCUAUAUUGAUCUAUUGACAUUUAUCUCAAUUAUUUAUAAUGUAUUUCUAUAAAUUAAUUGCACGUUUUCCAU